This is a messenger RNA of Plasmodium gonderi, 864 nucleotides long. RefSeq names its product palmitoyltransferase. The record is from RefSeq and is a predicted model, not a curated record. Bases 1 to 864 code for a protein of 287 amino acids. Gene Ontology annotation, molecular function: palmitoyltransferase activity. The transcript has 11 exons. Lineage: Eukaryota; Apicomplexa; Aconoidasida; Haemosporida; Plasmodiidae.
AUGAAAGGUGUUCAAAAUUCUCCUAAGGGAAUAAGGCAAUUGUUGCCUGUUAUGUUGAUAAGCUUGGUGAUCCUCGUAAUGUACACGAUAUUUAUCACAUUUUACUGCAUGCUUUUGCUACAAAUCAAUGUCCAAAAGGAGUAUGUCGACAAUGACUUGUUAAAGGAGGGAUAUUCUAAGUUGAUCACGAUUCAUAUUUUACUCGUCAUGUUAAUAUGGUCAUUUUACAAAACCUACACCGUGGAUCCGGGUGGUAUCCCAGACACCCAUGAGUGGAUUGUCGAACCGGAUAUUAACAGAAUAAAGGAGAGAGAACAAAAUGGUGAAUUGCGCUACUGCAGACACGAGAAAAAGUACAAACCAGACAGAGCUCACUAUUGCAGGAUUACCAAGAGAAACAUACUAAAGAUGGAUCAUUACUGCCCAUGGGUAGCAAACGGUGUUGGCUUCUACAACUACAAGUUUUUUUUGCUAAGCAUUUUUUAUGCAAAUCUAUGCUGUCUAUAUGUCGAGGUCAACUGCUACAAGUCCUUCCCCGAUCUGUACUCCAACCCAAACGUCCUUUUUAAUGAAGUUUUUUAUAUUUUCCUGGAAAUCUCCUUGGCAACAAUUAUCUUGCUAAUUAUAUUCCCUUUUUUUUUAUUUCACCUGUAUUUAACUUCCCAAAAUUAUACGACUCUGGAAUUUUGUGUGAUUGGGAAGAGAGACAAACGAAGCAUGUACGACUUGGGUGUUGAGGAAAACUUCAAGCAAGUUCUUGGGGAUCAAAUCCUUAUGUGGUUUCUUCCAAUUGGAAUCCCCAAAGGAGACGGAUUAUUCUACCAUACAAUGGUCACUAUGCAUAAUUAUUCCUUUCAUGGCUAA